UGAGUCUAAGUAUCGCAAAAACGAGUGGAAGGAAAAAUUGUGAAGGAAAUGCAUAUAACAACCUUGGCCUUGUCUAUCAGAAUCUCGGUGAUCUGGAGAAAGCAAUCGAGUAUUUUCAGCUGAGUCUAAGUAUCGCAAAAACGAGUGGAAGGAAAAAUUGUGAAGGAAAUGCAUAUAACAACCUUGGCACUGCCUAUCGCCACCUCGGUGAUUUCGAGAAAGGAUUCAAGUAUUUUCAGCUGUGUCUAAGUAUCGCAAAAAAGACUGGAGACAAAAAGUCUGAAGGAUGUGGAUAUAACAACCUUGGCCUUGUCUAUCAGAAUCUCGGUGAUCUGGAGAAAGCAAUGGAGUGUUUUCAGCUGAGUCUAAGUAUCGCAAAAACGAGUGGAAGGAAAAAUUGUGAAGGAGCUGCAUAUUUCAACCUUGGUUGUGUCUAUGACGAUCUCGGUGAUUUGCAGAAAGCAUUCGAGCUUACUCAGCUGAGUGUAAGUAUCGCAGAAAAGACUGGAAACAAAGACUCUAAAAGAAUUGCAAAUAACAACCUUGCUUCUAUUUUUUUCCGUUUUGGCGACGUUAUUAAAGCCGAGGAGUGUGCUAAAUCCUCUAUAAAACUGUGCGAGGAAAUGAGGGAUCUCCUGCCCGGGAAAGACGAGUGGAAAAUCAAUUUUCGGAAUGAACGUGACGACAGUUAUACUCUUUUAAGGAGAAUUCAAUCACAACAAGGUAGAACCCUUGAGGCACUUUUCACAGCUGAGGCGGGACGAGCACAAGCUCUCAUGGAUCUCAUGGAAUCACGAUAUUGCGUCAGGGAAUCAGUGCGACCGUCGUCAGAACAGCAGAUGGAACUAAUAAUGACAAUUUCAGGACUUGUUUCUUCGCCUAUGAUUUUUGUAGCAGAAGAUCAAAAACUAGUGAGUUUGUGGUUACUGCUUAAGGGACAGCAGUGUCAUUUUAUCCAAAAGGAGAUCAGUGUUGACUUAAAAUCACUAAUUCGCGAAACGUACCAAAAGAUUGGUGUCAACUUCGAUGUGAGGGGCAAGGAUCGCUCCGGGGAUGAGCCAGAAGAUGAAGAGAGUGUUGCUCUUAAAACAUUGCAUGACGUGGUUAUCGCUCCAUUUUCACACUUGAUAAAAAGUGACGAAAUCAUCAUUGUCCCUGACCGCUCAUCAUUCUUGAUUCCUUAUGUUGCCCUUGUGGACCAGAAUUCCAGGUAUUUGUCUGAAACGAUGAGAAUUCGAUUGGCUCCAUCACUAAGAAGCUUGAGGUUGCUGGCAGAGUGUCCGGAGGACAGCCAUAGUACAUCUGGUGCACUGCUUGUUGGUAAUCCGUGGGUGGAAACCGUACGCAUCAAAGGGUCCAAAUUCAAACCGCUUCCAGGUGCUGAGAAAGAAGUACAAAUGAUUGGACAGAUUCUUAACAUUCAACCUCUCACUGGUAGGAACGCUACAAAGAUCAAGUUUUGAGCAGGCUCAACUCAGUUUCUUUAGUACACAUUGCAGCACAUGGUUGUCCAGAAAACGGAGAAAUUAUUUUGUCUCCUAAUCUUGCUGAUGCUAAAAAGCCGGAAGAGGAGGACUUUCGUUUGACAAUGAGAGAUGUUUUGGAUGCACAAUUGCGCGCCAAGCUUGUUGUCUUAAGCUGCUGUUUCAGUGCACGAGGGGAGAUCAAAGCCGAGGGAGUGGUUGGAAUUGCACGUGCCUUUUUAGGAGCCGGUGCACGUUCUGUUAUCGCGUCACUGUGGGCGCUCAGCGACGACGACACUUUGGAGUUUAUGAGACAUUUUUACCGAAAUUUGGUAGCGGGGCAAAGUGCAAGUAAGUCCCUUCAUCAUGCCAUGGAAUGUAUGCGGGAGACUCAAGAAUUCAACGCCGUGAAGUACUGGGCGCCAUUCGUGCUGAUUGGGGAUGACGUGACAAUGAAUUUUGACUAAUGAAAGGUGAGUUGCUCAGUUAAAAAGAAAAGUCAAAAAUAGAUUUUUCGCAUCAGCAUUAAAUUCAGCACGUGCGAAGUUCGAGUUUUGAAACGGAACUUAAAUUUCUACAACGACAGAAAAAGUAAAUUAAAGCACGGACGACAGAUUGAACACGUUGUGCAGACUGAAAAAGAAACCAACACAGAAUAAAAGGAUCAUGCUAGUUUGAACACAUGAGGUCAGUUUUCAGUUGUAGGCCAGAAAUAAGUCAAUCAAUCAAUCAAUAGAUCGAUCAAUCCGUAGUUUCAAAAGUUCUGAUGCCACGAGUCUAUGGUUGACACAACAGAGUAAAGACCGACAGUCUAUUAUUGUUAGUUUUUUUUUGUAUUUCCUUCUAUAACAAUUAUAAGAGUACCCCUUCCCCCUGAGAAAGUUACCUGGUGUUACCUUAUUUGAGACCUGAAAAUCUGUUUCUAUACCGGAGGCGUAGCUACCUUUUCGCCAGUGUGCACCGGCCUGUAAAGCUUGUAUAAGAGUAGCCCUCCCCCUCCCACUCCCCCCUACACAGGAAAAUUCCCCACCUGGUCAUAGCUAGUCUUCUCGCUUAUUAGUUAACUUGAUAAAAAUUACAGAAAUUAGCUUGUCUGUUGCUUUCUUUCACUGCAGAGCCAACAAAAGAUAUGGAAGGACUUCUGACAUCUGGGAAAGCUGUAUGAUCCUGCAUCUCCAUUAAGUCGUUGUGGCUGUACUUACCAGCGGGAAUUGAUUUACGGAUUUAUUUACAGUGAGGAGAGGUAGACCAUGAGGGCAGUCCCUUAUUUUCUCGAGGGAUAGUAGAGCAAACAAAAUAAUUAAGAGGGCGUUCAUGAAAAACACAACCCUCGAGUCCCCACUUGCCGCGCGCCUUCCUCGUGGGUGGCAAUUUUCACUGCCACUCGGGUACUAACUCCCUCUACUUCCCUCAAGGCAAAUAAGGUCCGACCACUCAUUGUCUAGAAGAACACUUCAAAAAUCAAUCAUCAAGAGAUGGGAAAAUACGAAACGACAACGAGCACUGUAUAAAACAAAAACGUUUUGGUCCAAUUAGACGACGAAGCCACCUAGAUACUUGUGGAAAACUUCAACAACUUCAGCAAGGGUUUCUGGGAACAGGUUUCAGUCAUUCCGUGGACGAACCUUUUAUAGACUUCAACGAAAAAGUUGCUUUAUUUGCGUGAACUUGCAUUGGGCCGGAUAUACCAUAUACACUGUAAAUAGAAAUUAUAUACCGUAACAUCCCGUUUCUAUGUGUUCAGGGAAAUUGGUUACUGGUUUAAACUUUUACAACAACAAAAACGAAAACAACAUUAGCUUUAUUU
Porites lobata is the source of this 3270-nucleotide messenger RNA. The record is from the annotation of a GenBank genome assembly. Lineage: Eukaryota; Metazoa; Cnidaria; Anthozoa; Scleractinia; Poritidae.